This is a messenger RNA of Closterium sp. NIES-65, 1989 nucleotides long. The record is from the annotation of a GenBank genome assembly. Lineage: Eukaryota; Viridiplantae; Streptophyta; Zygnematophyceae; Desmidiales; Closteriaceae.
AUGAUGGCGAUAUCAUCGGAGCGCGAAUCCUCGCGUUUUAAGAAUAUGAUCUCGAGUUUCCGCAAGGAACGGGGAGCGCGACGACGCGAGAUGGAGCCGGCGCUGAGCCUGCUCAAGUCUCACUCCCUCCAGCCGGGCUUCGAACUCACACGCCUUAGCGAAAGCGGCAACUUGAUUUCGUUCACUCCUCGCCCGUCGCUAGAGCUAGAGCUUUCGCAGACCUCUCCUGGCGUGGAGGCGAACGGAGGAGCUGGCGCACCAGCCCAGGUGGUAACCCGUCAGUCGAAAGCAGCUGAGAAUCAUCGCCGGCAGCAGAGCUGCGGAGGACACGGCUUAACCGGCAACGGUGAUGGUUACAAGCCGUCUGUUUUGACGGCGGCGAAGGAGCAACCGUUAUCGUGUGACGGCCCGGCCACAGCAGCCGCGGCGCCCUGGGGUGGUGAAUACAUUGAAGCGUUCCGAUUGGCUCGUGUGGAAGACCACCUGAUGAACCACCUGAAGGACCACCUGAAGAACCACCUGAAGGACAACCUGCAGGGGAAGGAUGAACAGUGCCAGGUGAAUGAACAGUUUCGCGCAGUCGAGGCUCCCGGCACGCUCGAGAUCUCUGUUGCACCCGACCAGGUUCAGGAGAAUUUCCAGGGUGAAGUGGGAACCACGGCGAAAUGCGACGCAAGAACGACAGUUGCGGAUACUGCUGAUUUAAUUGAUUCGCCCGAUUCCGUGAUGGUAAAUGCAGGAAUUAUCCUCUCCGUGGGCAGCAAUUCCCCCGCUGUCAGCAAUGGAGAUCCGACCGCGAAUUGCGGAGGGGGCGAGAGCGGUGGAUGGGAAGGGAAUGUGCGCAGGAGCGACGGGGAGGCCGAUGGGGGGACGAGGACCGGGCUCGCGGAGGUGAGGGGGGAAUGCGUAGGCGAGAGCGGAGAAGAGGCGGCGGAAGGGGGUGCGCGGAGCAGCGGAUGGGAGGAGGGUGACGCGAAGGCAGCGGCGGAAGCGAAGGAAGUGGUUACGGAGGUUUUCGAGACGGAAAAUGGCGGCCUAGAGAGUGAACCGUUGGUGCAUUUCCGAGGGCGGGUGAGCCUCCCCCAGCUGAACCUGCGCCUGGCUGCCCUGCCGCUGCUUCGGGCAGAAAACUCGGGCAGCCCGAAAACAAAAGAGCUGGAGGAGGCAGCCCUGUGGACGGAGGAGUGUGGGAUAGAGAGAGGGGAGGGGCAGCAGGGGCGGAGAGGGGAAGGCGGAGCGGAUGAAUCCGCGGAUGGGGGGAAGGCGGAUGAUGGGAAAGCGGAUGAGGGGAGAGCGGAUGAAUUCGCGGAAGGAGGGAUCGUAAGUUGCCCGGCCCGGAUUGGUCCUCCGUCGUCUUCGUUAUUGUCACCAUCCGUUAGAAGGGCGUCGCAGUCAACGCCCCACACUCCCCAGGGGAGCGAGGCGCAUCACCUACGCGCUGGUUUCGGGCGGGACGGUCGCCUGAAAAGUCGCGACGGGCUGGGGGGGGAUCUGGAAGCGGGACGCGCCCGUAACCUGCGCGGAGCCGACGCGCUGGGGGGAGAUCUCGAGGCGGAGGGGGGAAAAAUGGGGACAGCGCUGGCGGACAGGCGGGGAGGGGGCGCGGGGGAAGCGCGCGGGGCAGCGUGGGGGAGAUGGGGGCGGAACCGGCGCACUGAGAGCUGCUUUGCGGGUGGCUCGGGGAAUGACGCCGGGUGCUUGAAAGGGGGCGGUGGCGGGAGGCAAGAGAAGCAGGAGCAGCAGCCGGAGAAGCAACAGGAGAAGCAGAGGAAGCAGCUAGGGAUGUUGAUGGGGAAGUACCCCGCGUUAUUAGUCUACCCUCUUUACCAGCUCCUGCUGUACCCUCCUCCUCCUCCUCCUCCUCCUCCUCCUCCUCCUCCUCCUCCUCCUCCUCCUCCUCCUCCUCCUCCUCCUCCUCCUCCUCCUCCUCCUCCUCCUCCUCCUCCUCCUCCUCCUCCUCCUCCUCCGCCUCCAUCUCUUCAUCUGUAG